GCGACACGGCUCACGUUCGCAGCAGCAGCGUCGCAGGUCCGGUGUCGGCUGGCAUGCAUGGUGGUGCAGUGAGUGAGUGACGAUGCUGGGUGGUAUGGACGGCAAGGAAUACGGGGCGCUGCACGCGGCCGCCGCCGCCGCCGGCUACGCCAUGGACGCUGAUGGCAGCGCAGGCGGCAUGGGCGCUGGGGGCGGCGGCGCGGGCGCACAGCAGUACGGCGAGGUGAACCAGCUUGGUGGUGUGUUCGUCAACGGCCGCCCGCUGCCCAAUGCCGUGCGCUUGCGCAUCGUCGAGCUCGCGCAACUAGGGAUCAGGCCAUGCGACAUCAGCCGUCAACUACGAGUGUCGCACGGCUGCGUGUCCAAGAUCCUGGCGCGCUACCACGAGACCGGCUCCAUCCUGCCCGGAGCCAUCGGCGGCUCCAAGCCCCGGGUCACUACACCCAAGGUGGUCUCAUACAUCAAGCAACUGAAGGCGAAGGACCCGGGCAUCUUCGCGUGGGAGAUCCGCGACCGGCUGCUGGCGGACGGCGUGUGCGACAAGUACAACGUGCCAUCAGUGUCGUCGAUCAGUCGAAUCCUGCGCAAUAAGCUGGGCGGCGCCGCGCUGUAUCCCGUCCCACCGCUGUAUCCCGUCCCCCCGCAGCGCUGCUGGCCGCUGCAUCAGCCCUACGACUACUAUGUGUAUUUGCAGGGUCGACAGCACACGACACCGACGGCGCAUGGGCUGCCCCCGCACCAGCAGGCGCCGCACCACGCGCACGCGCACGCGCUCUGACAGUCCGCGCCGCCCGUCGCGCAGCUACCGUCCGUGCCGCCCGCCCUGCCGCCGCGGUGACAGACGUCGGGCAGGCGGCAGCGGCGCCAAGGGCGGUAGCUGCAGACAGCGGGUGGACAACGAAUGCGGCUUUCGUCCGUUGACCGGUUAACGACCAACACAUCUCAAUAUGCAAAGUGUUCUUCAGUGAUCUGAAUAAGACUUGUAUUAUCAUUAGAUCUGAAAAUUAAAACUAAUAAAUUAUAAAUGUUUUGGUAAGAGAAAAGUGUACUUAUACGAUUUUUCAUUAUGAAAUAUAGCAAGUCUUAUUUAGAAAGAAGUGAUAAACUGUCAGUGGCGGUGUGAGGACGCAGUGAUGUUAUAUUUUAAAUGAAAUAAUGUCGAUAAAAAGUAUUACUUAGUGUACAUAGUGAGUGACGGCGUGUAAGAUACUCGCGAGCCUUCCGCUUAGAAUAAAUAGAUAAAUGUAUGCGACAGGAGACGAAUGGUCUAAGUAUUUAUAAGUCGGGUGCAAUGAUGUACAUAUUUAUAAUAAUUAUAAGUCGUGUUUAAGACAAUUAUGGGUACUUAACUUAGUUUAGUAAACAAGAUAUUCACCAUAAAAUAUAAUAAAACAACUGCAGAAUACUAAAUUGAAAUAGAUAAGUACUUAAUAAGUAAUAUCAAAAAUCUAAAUUACUAGAUUUAUUUUCCAU
Messenger RNA from Pectinophora gossypiella (pink bollworm), 1473 nucleotides. It is a transcript of the gene Poxm, whose product is annotated as paired box protein Pax-1. The coding region runs from base 83 to 778 and encodes 231 amino acids. The record is from RefSeq and is a predicted model, not a curated record. Lineage: Eukaryota; Metazoa; Arthropoda; Insecta; Lepidoptera; Gelechiidae. Gene Ontology annotation, biological process: regulation of transcription by RNA polymerase II; anatomical structure development. The transcript has 5 exons. Gene Ontology annotation, molecular function: RNA polymerase II cis-regulatory region sequence-specific DNA binding; DNA-binding transcription factor activity, RNA polymerase II-specific.